Molecule: messenger RNA, 2034 nt
Organism: Scheffersomyces amazonensis
Lineage: Eukaryota; Fungi; Ascomycota; Pichiomycetes; Serinales; Debaryomycetaceae
Exons: 1
Coding region: 132-1937 (601 amino acids)
Biological process (GO): transmembrane transport
Molecular function (GO): transmembrane transporter activity
Source: RefSeq, a predicted model, not a curated record
AUUUAAGACUAAUUAAUUUUAUAUUAGUCAUUAUCAAUGUUCAUUUUUUUUUUGUUCCUUAUAACGAAGGUUAUAACUUAUUGGGAACAGUAUUGAUACUAGUGUAAGAGUUAAUAAAAUACUAAGUAAUCAUGCCAGAACCACAAGGUAAACUUACAUUUCGGGAACAAAUGAGGGGGUUCCCUGUUUGGCAAAUAUUCGUUAUCAGUAUAAUUAGAUUUGCUGAACCAGUUGCAUUUACAUCAUUAUUUCCUUUUGUAUAUUUUAUGAUUCGAGACUUUGGUAUUGCCAAAAAUAAGGCUGAUAUUGCCACAUAUUCAGGAUAUUUAUCAGCUUCAUUUGCAUUUUUUCAAUUUUUAUGUUGUGUUCAAUGGGGUAGAGCUUCUGAUAGAGUAGGUAGAAAGAGAAUUUUAUUAAUGGGAUUAUUUGGUACAGCAGCAUCUAUGACACUUUUUGGAUUUUCACCAAAUUUUUAUGUUGCAGUAUUUGCAAGAUCAGCUAUGGGAUGUUUAAAUGGUAAUAUUGCUGUAUUAAGAACAGCCAUUGGAGAAAUUGCAACAGAAAGAAGACAUCAAGCCAUGGCAUUCUCAACUUUACCAUUACUUUGGAAUAUUGGUGCAGUAGUCGGACCAAUGAUUGGAGGUUCAAAAUAUUUAACUAGACCAAAGACUGAUCCUGAUGCUAUAGAACCAAAUGAUUUAUUCAUAGGUGAUGAUAGUGUUUAUGAAAGAUUUAUAACUAAAUUUCCUUAUGCUUUAUCAAGUAUUGUAGUUGCUUCAUUUUUAUUGUUUAGUUUGGUAGUAGGAGUAUUAUUUUUAGAAGAAUCUCAUCCUAAAUUUAAAAAUAGAAGAGAUAGGGGUCUUGAAAUUGGUGAUGCAUUCCGAAGAUUUAUUGGAGUUGAUGUACCUUUAAGACCAUGGCAGAGACCUAAGAAAUCAAAAGCUCCAGUUUAUAAUAGAUUACCUACAACCUCAUCUUCUAAUACUGAUGUUAUAGACAUCGAUAGUGAUAAUGAUAAUGAUAAUGAAAUCAUUCCAUUUAAUCAACCUCAACAAUUAUAUGCAUCUACUGCUGAUGAAGUGGUCGAUAGUGACGAGUCUUCUGAUUCUAUCGCUUCAAACGAAUAUAUGUCUAGACGUAUGUCUGAAGCUUUAGUUAGAAGAUACUCAUCAACACAACUUGGACCUGUGAUUUCAUCUAAUUUUGAAACUGAGUCAAUAAUUACUACCAAUGCUGUUCAGGGAUUUAAUCGUGAAAUUUUUACUGCCCCUGUCCUUCAAACCAUUGUUGCAAAUUUCUUAACUUCAUUUCAUAAUAUUGUUUAUGCAGAAUUUUUACCAGUUUUAUUGGCAGGAGAUUUAUUAGUUGAUGAAAUUAAAUUCCCAUUCACUUUAAAAGGUGGUUUUGGAUUUGAAUCAAGUUCAAUUGGUACAUUAUUAUCUUCUACUGGAUUAGUUGGUGGUUUAGGUAUUAUGUUUAUUUUCCCAAUUAUUGAUAGAAACUUUAAAACAAUCAAUGCUUAUAGAGUUUCAGCAUUAAUUUUCCCCUUUACUUAUGCUAUACUUCCAUAUUUAGUAUUUACAUUGCAUUCUUAUAAUCCAAAUUAUUCUCCAGGUUUAACCAAAAAAUUACUUUAUACUUUAUGUUGUUGUAAUUCAUUUUGUGGAUCUGUUGGAUUUCCAAAUAUUUUAAUCUUAAUUCAUAGAGCAUCUCCUGCUAAACAUCGUGCAUUUAUUAAUGGUCUGGCUUUAAGUUUAUCAUCCUUAGCCAGAUUCAUUGGUCCAAUUCUUUUUGGUUAUAUCAUGUCUGUCACUAAUAAAUAUUCCAUUGGAGAAGUAGCAUGGUUCCUCCUUUCAUUGGUGGCCAUUGUUUGUGUCGUCCAAGCCUUUUUCAUGAAAGACUAUGAUGAAGAUUUAAAGGAUGAUGAACAAGUCUAAGUUCUCCUUGACAGUUAAAUUUGAUAUUUCUUUAUUUUUUUUUGCAUUUAGGUUAAUUAGAUACCUGUAUAAGGAUAUAGAGUGCAUAAAUAAUUUG